CCGCUGCGUCUUUCUCUAGCCCGGGAAGAGGCGGGCGGCGAGGGAGGGGCCGCGCGAGCUCCAGCUCCCCGCUGUGCGCCCACCCGCGGCGCUGCGAAGAGGCACCGUGGCCGCCGCUCGGCUGCAGCUGAGCGGCGCUGACAUCUUCCAGCUCCCUCGGCUUCACCAUGGACAGCUUCGAUUUGGCGCUUCUGCAGGAAUGGGACCUGGAUUCUCUGUGUGUCUAUGAUCUUGACAGAAAUAUGCUACGAAGAAAAGAAUGGGAAAAGAGAAAUCAGGAGACCCAGCAUGAAGACAGCAUAUUUAAUACCAGUUAUUCUCUCUUUAGUGAACCGUACAAGACGAAUAAGGGGGAUGAACUGUCUAGUCGUAUCCAGAAUACACUGGGUAACUACGAUGAAAUGAAAGAAUUGUUGACCGAUCACUCCAAUCAAAGCCAGCUUGUUGGUGUUCCAAAAGCCUGUAUGUCACAGGCAUCUAUGAACAAAAUGGAGGAGCACUUUUCUGCUGAAACUAUGACCCAUACUCAGACUUCUGUUUGCAGUCCUCAGUCUUCUUUGCCAGUGAUGCUUUCUGGACAGCUAAGCAAGAAUGCAAAAAUAGGUUGGCCGAAAUCUGGGUGUUGCUUAGAGAAUCAGCAGAGGGUGGGCAAACAUAGGCAUGGAUUGUCAGAUUCACAGAGUAAUGAUUUCAAAAUAGCUAACCAAAAGAGCAGCUUGGAAAAGAUUAUGCAUUAUGUACACAGUCCUUCUCCAUCAUCUUCAUCCAGUGCUAUUCAAGGUCCUAUAGCAUCCUUACUUGUAGAGAACAUUCAAACACAACAGCAGUCAAAAUUGAGCUGUGCCACAGAGACUGGAGUCCAGGCUCAAGAAAGACCAGCUAUGCAUAGCAAUGGACACUGUGUACAAAAUUUUCAUCCUGCACUUGCUUCAAAACCAAAUAUAAUUCAGCAGAAACCAACAGCUUAUGUGAGGCCAAUGGAUGGUCAAGAUCAGGCUCCUGAUAAAUCUCCAAGACUAAAGGUGCCGGAUGAAACCAGCAUGCUCUGCACCUCAUACAGAGAGAUGUCUUCAGUUAAAAAUGAAUCAGCUAGGACCAAGUCAAAAAUGACAAAGUGUGGCAUUUCCAAGCAAGAAGAGGACACUGGAGUAGGUGACAAUGACUGUGUUGAAGAAAUUUUACGGGAAAUGACCCACACUUGGCCUCCACCACUUUCUGCUAUCCACACACCUGGCAAAGUGGAACAAAACAAGUUUCUGUACACAAACCAGGACCCCAAGUAUGUCUCUACAGGACACAGCAAUCAAAGUAAGAAUAAUUUUGACUUCACAGGACAUAGGGAAUGGCCUGAAGGACAAGAGGAGGAACAGCAUUCAGUACCUAAACGAACUGAGCAGAUGGUAGCACCUAGCCAAGUAGCUGUUAUGGAAAAAGCCAAGCAGUAUCAGAUCAGAAUGCUAGAAGAUGACCUAAAGUUGAGCAGUGAUGAAGAAGAGAGUGACCAGCAGGCAGCACAGAAAUCUGCUCUCCCGGUUCUAUCUGACAGCAGCAGCCCUGCUAACCAGCAGUCCAGUUGUAGAAUUUUGGGUGUCUCUAACAAGGGUUCAAGCAGCAGUUCAAGCGAAUCGGAGAGCAGUUCUGAAUCUGAUUCAGAGACUGAAAGCAGUUCCACAGAAAGCGACUGCAACAAGCAAUCACAUUGUUCCAGCCCAGAGCCUGAACAGCCGUCUCCUAACAAGUGGCAAUUGGAUAAAUGGUUAAAUAAGGUUAAUCCUCAUAAAGCUUCUGCUUUGAACCAAAAUGGAUUGGAGGUCUUUCAGUAUUACAGCAAACUAAAAGAAGAAAGGCAAGACAAUGAAAAUGUACCUCCUGUUGGACAAGCCAGUCUCCAGAAAAAAGAUAUUAAGAAUCUUAAUAAAGAGGAACUAAGAUCUAGGACAGCUAACUUAGCCCCAGGACACAGGGGAGGAAAGCAAAAACCACUUCCUUCUGCUGCCUCAAAAUCAGUAUCUAAAAAACAGCCAAGGAGGACAGAGAAUAGCCUGGCUGGUGAUAACUUAAACAACCAUGCAGCUGACAAUCUUGAUUUGAACCAAAUUCAUUUGGCAAAUAAUAACAUUUGUAAUCAGCCCAAGACUAGGCCUUGCAGCAGCAACAUUGAACAGCAAAAAGAACCAGAGUCUGUUACUGCCGUGGAAAAGAGACGGACAAGAGGCUCAGGGAAAAUAGCACCCAAGUCCAAGGAAUUUAUUGAGACAGAAUCUUCAUCUUCAACUUCAUCUGACACAGAGUCCCAGUCCGAACAAGAGGAGUGUACUUCACACAAAUUGCAGACCGUAGUUUCAGCAUCAGCUGGAAGUGACCAGAAACAAAAGAAUUCAAGCAAUAAUAAUGGUUACAAAAAAACCAAUAAUUGUGGUGCCUUUAGUUCCAUCAACACCAGAACUAGCAACGAUAUAGCAAAAGAGCUGGAAGAACAGUUCUACACACUUGUUCCUUUUGGCAGGAAUGAGCUUUUGUCUCCUCUAAAAGAUACUGAUGAUGUCAAAGCACUUUGGGUCAAAAUUGAUUUGACUCUGCUCUCCAGAAUCCCGCAGCAAUUACCUGAGGAGCCACUGAUCAUGAACACAGGAGUUAAAGAAGCCAUUCAAAUGCAAUAUAACAUUGCUGCUGAUCUGCCAGCAGAAAAAGUGGUUCCUAAAUCCAGAAGAAAACGAAAGUAUGAAAACGAGGAAGAAAACAGAGAGACUAAGAAGAUUCACACUGAGCAAGAAUGUUCCUCCAAUUUACUUCCUUCAGCUCAAGUUAUUUCUUCACCAAAUCAUUACAAAAUCAUUAAAAAAAGUUUGGCAACACCAAUAAAUAAAAAUGAGAAAAUGCUUCAGUCACCUAGUUCUCCCUUCUCUGAUGCAUCAAAGUAUAAAUUCUGUAAUGAUGAUUUAACUUCUAGCAAAAUAAAUGGUAGCGACCCUUCGUCUUCCACAUCCUCAAGUAGAAAGCACAAGAAUGAGAUAAGAUCAUGUCUACAUCCUGGAGAUUUCAGUAAAGCCAUGUAUAUCAGUUCAGAAAAUACUCUGUUCUGCAACAGGACACAGUGCCAAAAAGAACCAUGGUCAUCUAUACUGACUGUGCCCAAAACCUGUAGGAAAUCAAAACUCAUAGUUAAUGAUGGACUACAUAGUUUAGAUUUUUUUAUGCAGGAAGCUAAGAGAAAAAAGCAUAAAGCAGAUGCAAUGGUGGAAAAAUUUGGCAAGGCACUGAAUUAUGCUGAAGCUGCAUUAUCAUUUAUUGAGUGUGGAAAUGCCAUGGAACAAGGACCCCUGGAAUCAAAGUCCCCAUACACAAUGUAUGCAGAAACUGUGGAGCUUAUCAGAUAUGCUGUGAGACUAAAAGCCCACUCAGGUCCCAGUAUGACAUCAGAAGAAAAACAACUUACAGCAUUAUGUUACCGCUGUUUGGCACUUUUGUACUGGAAAAUGUUUCGGCUCAAAAGAGACCAUGCUGUAAAAUAUUCAAAAGCUCUCAUUGAAUAUUUCAAGAAUUCAUCUAAAGUUACUCAGGCACCAUCUACCUGGAGUAGCAGUAUGAAGUGUACAGGAACUCCUUCUCCCAUAUCACCCAGUUUGUCUCCGCUGAGCUCAGUCGGGAGCACUGGAGCUCCUUCCCCUUCCUCCAUCAUCAGCAUUCCUCAGCGAAUACACCAGAUGGCAGCCAACCAUGUUAGUAUCACUAACAGCAUCUUACACAGUUAUGACUACUGGGACAUGGCUGAUAAUCUUGCCAAGGAAAACCAAGAUUUCUUUAAUGAUUUGGAUGCACUGAUGGGAGCUAUCACAUUGCACAGCUCUAUGGAGCAUCUGGUUCAAUAUACCCAGCAAGGCCUUGACUGGAUAAGGUGUAGUGCUCAGUUAUCCCCAUGAUGGUUCUCCUCGCCUGGACACUAAACUCACAAUAUGGAUAAUUCAGUUAUUCUAGACACUGUGCUACAGAAAUACUCAACUGCAGCAUUGCUUCAAAUACAAUGUGAAUAUUUUGUUAACAUUGGACAAUAUUGUUUCAGAAAGCAAAAAUAGGUCUGGGUAUAUUAUGCAAAUUUGUCUUUUCCAGGCCAUUGUUCUUUUAAUUAUCUCCAAAUAUCACUUCCUUAGCAAGAAAAUUAAGUAUAGCUACAUUAGAAAAACUCUCACACAUACAAGAUACACAUUCCUCCAAUAUUUAGAAAGCCAAAGCUUAAUUUUAUGGAUUGAUUUAUUCAAAUGAAAUGUAGUACCUGUUGCUAGUAAUCUCUUAGAGCAAUUUUUCCUCAGUAUUUAUAGAUCUCUCUGUCACUUUUAUAGAGACUUAAUGAAUGAUUAAGGACAGCUUCAGUGACAAAUUCUGACUAAAAUACAUUUUACUGAGUAAAAAUAAAAUAAAAUGUAAAAUACAUAUUACAUUUUAAAAGGAACUUGUGGCCAUUGAUUUUGCCAGGCAAUACUUGGAUGCCAGUUUGCUUGCAAACUGGCUCACCUUCUUCCUAUCGCAUUAUUAAGUAAUAGCCUUGAAAUUGGGCGCAUUCGCAGUUGUGGAGUUCUAGUAUUCAAAUAUGCAUUUUUUACAGAUUUGUUGGACAUGUAUCAGAAAACUGCAACAUUGAAAUGAUAAAUGUGUCUCUGAAAUAAUUAUCCUUAUGAGUGAAACAGUAUGUAGAGCAUCAGUCCUCCAAAUUAAAAUUCUGUGGCACCAUUGGGAGCCUGAUCAAACUACAAGUUGCCCCCCCGUCCAUCCUUGCGAGUUCCUCAUGCUGGACAUCAUGGACCCAAAUGCAGAGAGAAGGACUGCGACCUUUUGUGCUCUUGAACAGCAGCAAUGUGCAGUAUUUGUUCUUCAUAUCUUGUUUUUUUAUAAAGUCAGAUUUACACUUUUGCAAAUAGUUUAUUAAGCAAAAAUGUAUUUUUAAAGAGUAGAGAGGGGUGGAGUGAUUACAUAUACCAGAACAAAACUUUCUGAAAGUGUUAAUUUUUAUGUGGAACAGCAUUUCAAAACCAGCUGUAGAUGAUUCCAUCCAAUUUCAAAGCAAAGGAGCAUUUUAAUAUACAGUUUAAAAUAAUAGCUUACUUAUGUUUCCCUUUUACUGUAUCUAGCAAUUACUUUCAGUUCUUCUAUUUUUGCAGAAAACUGUUUUACUAUCAUGCUCUUCGACGCAUCAAGAAAGGCUCCAUUAGACUGGUUCAUUUGAGGCACCUGAUGGAUCCACUUGGUUUCCAGAAAGUGCUGGGAGAAUUCUCUGAAUCUUUGUUGGACAGGUCAUUCAAGGCUUUGGUCCCUUCCUGGAAUGAGGGUAUUUCACUUGCCUUAGAAAAGGAUUGCAUCUGAAAGUCACUUGGCACACACUGAUCUAGGUGAGCUCCUUGGUUUUCUGAGGUGCUCUGAAAAAUGAAGCAUUAAAAGAGACACCUUGAGCCCCACUGGAGAAAGACAAAGAAUAGGUCCAAUCAAACCCUUUUACAAGCCUAUAUUAGAACUUAAGUCAUGCACUAACGGUGGCAAAAUUUAAUUAUUUUUCUGCCCUUAAUGCAUCUGCAGAAUGUAGUUUAGGAAUCUUUUGUAGAAUGAUUAUACAAUUUUCUAUUAAGUGAAGGAAAGACAUUCAGCUUAUUUCUGGGACUGUACUUUUGUUUUCUAGUAAGCAAUCAAUAAAAUUUUACAAAGUUAGCUCACUCUAUGAUGUAGCUGUACAAUUUUAUCACCUUGCCAUAGGUACAACUUCUGUAUAGCUGUGCUAGUCCAGUAGAAUGGCAUUCCUUCUAAGGUUUGGAUGACUUAGAACCCUAUUGGGCUUCUGUAAUCUGUGAAAAUUUGGGUUUUCAGAAUUCACUGGUUGACUUUCAUAAUUGUUUAAUCCUGUAGAACUGGUUAUUUUCCCUUACAUAUGAUCAGGCAGCAUUGUGAUCUGUUUUGUUACUUCUGUUGCUGUUUUAUGUUUCUUUCAACCUUAGCAUUAUAAAGCCAUCUUCGGCAAUUGAGGGGAUCAAGGGUACAUAUUUCAGGAUCCUCUGUUAAGAGGCUCAUAAAAUGCCAAGUUCUGGAAUAAUUGAAUAAAUUAAGUGCUCAUUAUUGGAAACUAUAGAAAGAAUUGCCAUUAAUUUAUAUAACUAGUGUAAUAUCAUAUAUAUUAGAUUAUAGAUAAGUUAUGUCAAAAAAGGAUAAACUCAAGACUAUAAUUAGGCAAAUAAAAUUAGGUUUUAAAAUUAUAGAAAAUUACUGCACAUUAUUCACCUAUUCUUGAUUUAAGAACAAAUAGAAGGGAAGAGGUAGAUCUGCAAACAGAAAAAAUAAUUUAAUCAGCUACUUCCUCAAUAGAAUUAUCAAUAACAAGGAUUGAAAAGGACGUUAGAAGUCAUCUAGUUCAAUGUAGGAGUUUAUUAUUAUAGCAUCCCAAGCCAAUGAUGUUCCAUUGCCAGCACAUUUAACUGUGAUGGUAUAGGAAAAGUGAGGAUAAUUGAUGUAGCCAUACUAGGGGAUAGUAGAUUAGAACACAAAGGACUGAAGAUCACAAAAGCAAGAUAUGAAAUCAAAAUUGAAAGAUAAGUUGACUAUGAUCGUCCAAGUAGUAACUGGCACACUGUGAUACAAAAAUAUCUUGGAUGGCACAUAGAAAGUUUUUGCAUUAACAGAAUUUCCCUCUAUCAGCUGCACAAGGCCACAUUGCUUGGACCCACACUGAUACUAUGCCAAUAAAUUAUAACAUUCUAUAUUCUUGGGAUGAACUCAACAGGUAUAAAGGCUAACACUAGCUAAAGAAUUAGCAGUUGUGAUAUUACUAUGCAUAUAGUAAUCAGAUAACAUCUGCCUAUCCCAGGUCCUUGGGAAGAACUUGACAGGUAGAUAAAAAUGCCAAAUUCAGUCUAAACAUAUGUUGACUAUGCAAUCAUUUUUAUGAUAAUUCAGUAUGUACAAGAAACCAACAAUAUAAUAACUCAUAUAAGUAAUGUCUUAAGUAAAAUUGCUGAAGAAUAAUUUUCAGAAAGCCUUUCUAAAUAGUUUGAUCUUUAAAAAAAUUCCAGAAGAUUGUCACACAAGAUAUUAAGCUAAUUUUUGAGGGAGACUGUUCCUUGUGCCAUGAUAGAGGAACAAUAGUUUAUGGAUUCAGCCCCAUCACCUCAAGGAAUUAAGGUAUUAUGAGUACAGAAUCCUAGGACAGCCUGCUCAGACAAAUCACAUUCAACUGGUUUAGUUUAUUUAAUAGUAUGGUCAUAGAUCAAACACACAAUAUUAUAAAAAGAAAAAAACCCCACAGAUAUUAAUUGAAAGCCAAUUUGUGCCUCAAGUAAGCACAUCUGGAAGAACAAUUAAGUCCAGAAAUGUCUGUUUGUCAUUAUGAUAGUACAAAACUUAGCUACAAUUCCAGAGGCUCCCAGUUGGGUUGUUUAGUAGGUAAUGCACAAUUGCCAUAUGAGAAUGGAUAGUUUGUAAUGAGAAAGGCACUGCCUCCAGGAUUAUAGAUAGAGCAGUUCAGAAGUAUGUGCACUACUGUUUCAAUUGCAGAGUCUAAGUAGAUACACACAGUCUAUUGAAUGAAUGAAUGCUGUUGAAGCCGCUACUGAGGCAGAAUAUCCAGACUUACCAGUGUGAAGGCACUCAUAGAAGCCAAGGCUAGUAAAUUAUAUUUGUAGUCCUCUGCGAACUAUCCAUUAUCUCAACAACUUUGAUAAAAUUCCUGUUAUAACUUUAUAUUGUUAUCCUAUGGAUCUUAGUCUAUUUUUAGCACACUCUUUCUCUUAAUUAGAAACCAGUCAUGGUUCUUUUGGUGCCAGCAUGGUUAUGGAAAAAGAGAAGAAGCAACAGAAUGUCAGUUUUCUUCUAAGGCUUUGCUCAACUCUGUUCACACCCAAGCAGCUUAAAAGUACAUUCCUUCUGUAUGGCAUUACAGUGGCAUGUUUUUAUUGUUUACAUUGAACAACGUAAUAAACUAAAAUAUGUUGUACAGUAAUUUACACUGUAAACUAUAUGUGUGUGUGUGUACAUUGAAAACACUUUCCUCCCAAUCUGCAAAGGUGCUCCAGAAAGUAACAGCAAUAUUUCUUGUAUGAUGUGGACCACUCUUUGGCUUUAUUUUCCAAGCUUCCUUAAAGUUGGGGAGAUAAUUCUGGGUACUUGAAAUAUAUGUAUAUGUAUAUGUAUAUGUAUUGUAUGUAUAUAUAUAUACACACAUAUACACACAUAUAUACAUAUGUAUGUGUGUAUAUAUGUAUAUAUGUGUGUGUAUGUAUGUAUGUAUGUGUAUGUAUAUGUAUAUAUAGCAUUUUAAUUAUUUUAUAAAUAAUUAUUUAUACCUAAAUUAGAAUAGCAAUGUCAAUAUUCAUCCAAAGACUACAUUGUCAAGACAACCAAGCUAAUUCACUGACAUAACACAAAGUCAAAAAUGUGUACAUUAGAACUGUAUUCAAACAAACAAAUAGGUUUGUGUUAAUCACAGUAUAUUUUUUUAUUGUUUAGAAAGUUUUGUGAAUUCAGUUGUGUUGAUUAGUUUAUGGCUCAAUGUGCUGUAUAAACCAGGAAGUGGGUUUAAUGACCAGCUUAAGUGUAUUGUAUGAUCAUAGCUGAUACGUCUAUAAUUCUCCCAAGCAAUAUAACAAAGACUGCAAUAAUAUCUGCACAACUAUCAGCAAAUGCUUCUUUACUGAUCUGAAUGAAACCAGAUGUUUUAUCUUAAUGGGUCAUUUCACAUAUUACUUGUACUAGUAUUUCCUUUGAACUAUAUUAGUGUGGAAAGGUUCUAGUUUCUUGAAGUUCUGCCUGAGCCAGCUAUAUAUCUGACAGAGCAAAUCGUUUAUACACAGAUAUUGGAACUUGGUGCUCUCCCCAAACUGGAUGAAAAUUACAUAAUGUUCACAUCAUUUCAGUAUUUUUCUGCUUUCUGUAUCAAACUACCUUCAUUGCUGAAUUAUUAUAAGCAAUGUAUUGGAUCUUAUUUUACAAGAACAAUGUGAUAGAUACGUUUAAGUUCUGUUCCAUGGCUAAAUUUUCAUGUACAUUGCAGUGAUGAAAUUAUUGACAAAUUGUUUUGAUGCUUGUAACUUUUGGUCUUUCCGCCAUUCAUUCAAAAUUCAUGUAGCACAGUUGCUGGAAUGGUGAAAAAAUCCUACUGUAAUGUAACAGUAUGGGCCUUAAGGAUUUGUGUGUGUAUGUUUUUUUUAAAAAAAGGAAAAGCACUUUUAUAUUUAAAAGUUAAUAUUAAUUCAUCAAUAAGAUUACUUUUUUAAUGUGAAAAUAAA
Molecule: messenger RNA, 9257 nt
Organism: Ahaetulla prasina
Lineage: Eukaryota; Metazoa; Chordata; Lepidosauria; Squamata; Colubridae
Gene: AFF3
Product: ALF transcription elongation factor 3
Exons: 22
Coding region: 168-3920 (1250 amino acids)
Biological process (GO): regulation of gene expression
Cellular component (GO): super elongation complex; nucleus
Source: RefSeq, a predicted model, not a curated record